Molecule: messenger RNA, 1564 nt
Organism: Dromiciops gliroides (monito del monte)
Lineage: Eukaryota; Metazoa; Chordata; Mammalia; Microbiotheria; Microbiotheriidae
Gene: C3H2orf15
Product: chromosome 3 C2orf15 homolog
Exons: 3
Coding region: 412-690 (92 amino acids)
Source: RefSeq, a predicted model, not a curated record
CCCCACCCCCUCUGGAACAUCCGCUCUACCUGCUGUCUAGAGCUGUUGUGGUGACUUUGGCUUGUUCUUUAUUUCUCCCGCCACCUGGCGCAGUUAUCAUUCCUAAAUCUUCGGAACUUGAGUCCAGAGAGUAGGUUUCGUCCGUUAUUCUCGUUGCUGGGCAUCGGAGCGUGGACCGCCGUUUCCGGCCGGAGCCUGGGCGGUGCGGAGCGCCGCGAAACCUCCCGUCGUCCCUACGGGAUCGCGGAGAGCCGACUGUCUAGACCGAGCUGGGAUGAUGUCUAAAUUUUCCCCGGAGUGUAUUUCAGUGUUGGUGAAAUAGCUCAGAUCUCUCUAUUUAAAAAGUCAGGUCACAUCUCGAAGAAAUUGAUAAUUCAUGUUUUAGAAAGACUUUGAAGAUAUUGUCUCAAAAUGGGAUUCUCUCUUAGUAAAUCUGCUACUCAAGUAUCUGCUAUACACAAUGAUUCGAAAGUGGAGGAUCAUUUAAUUCGAAGGGCUGAGAAAAGCAGGUUAAGACCAGUGACUCAGUUAUUUCAAAAUACCAGAAAAAUAAGGUUAGAAGACAAAAUUCAAGGAGAAAACUUUACAGGCAAUGAAGAGACUGGCACAGAAUCUCAUUCAGGAAAAUCACUAAGUCCUGUGACCUAUGUUAAAGAAAGAGAUGGACUAGAAAUGAUAGAUGUGGAAUGAGGCUAUUUCUACAUUAUUAACAAACAAACCCCUUUGACUACUUGGUGAGUCAAACUGCCUAAUUUUAUUUGGUAAACUUGAAAAAAUGAAGAGUUUUACUACUUCUUAUUUGCUACUUUGACAGAAUAUACUGACUUUUUUUUUUUAAUAGCAAAGAGAUGACUAAAAGCUGCUUUGAGAAAAAAGCCUUCUGCUAGUCAAAACAGACAAAUCUGUAUUCUGCCUUUGUAAAAUACUGGGGUUUUGCAGUAAUGGUGUUUAAAUAUAUAAGAUCUACGAGUUUAGCAUCUAAUACACUCUAUCUUUCUCUCUUUUUCAUGACUCCUGAUUAUGAAAAUGAUGUUGUAUAGAAUUUUUAGUAAUAUUUAAGAUUAAUUGCUGAUGUGUUUUGUCUGUUGCCAAAAAAAUAGUUUAGACAGUUUCUAAGUAACAAAAUACCCAACUAGGUAAAUAUACUUGAUACAUUAAAAAUUAUAAUCUCCUUUCAGUGUUUUGCACAAUUUCAAGUACAUCUUUUGCCCAUGUACCAUUUCCUAUUUGAGCCCAUGAGCAUUGAAAUUUUAUGUUAGUUUCUUUACCCAUUCUCCAGUACUUGAGGAUGACAGUAAAGAAGGCUUACAAACUCCCCAAAAUGGAGCUAGAUAGUGUCUACAAAUGACUUGUAACAUUUUGAGUCCUGUAAUUAAAUCUCUUGAAGGUGAUUUUCCCAUGUUUAAUUCAUUAAACACUUAUUAAUUUUUUUUGUUUUCAAGUGAUACACUGAAAGGUAUUAAUAUGUUAAAUUUUUACCUUGAUGCUACUGUGAUUUUUGUACCAUCAAUAUGUGGUGUUUAAAUAAAAGAAAGAUUUUCAAGUGUAAAACAAAACAAAAAAA